This is a messenger RNA of Scedosporium apiospermum, 5139 nucleotides long. RefSeq names its product Rho1 guanine nucleotide exchange factor 3. NCBI's taxonomy places the organism in Eukaryota, Fungi, Ascomycota, Sordariomycetes, Microascales, Microascaceae. The transcript is spliced from 3 exons. Gene Ontology annotation, molecular function: guanyl-nucleotide exchange factor activity. Bases 1 to 5139 code for a protein of 1712 amino acids. The record is from RefSeq and is a predicted model, not a curated record.
AUGUCGUUCCGAGGGGAUGAUCAGCGCCGCUACGGCCAUGUUCCACCUGUUCAGUAUCCGGUCGCAAACCAGUCGAAUGACCAUGCUUCCUAUCCAACGCGACGGCCUAGUUUCAAUCAAGGUGAUGAUGCCGCUCUGUUUGGAUCGGCACAGUCGUCAUCUCAAGUCUUUCAGAAUGCGCCAUUACUGCCACCGCCGCCACCCGCACGAGGGGAGGAAGAGCUGUUUCUGACGAGCCCAACUGAACCUUCCUCCUCGAUCAGCAACUUCGCGCCGUCCUACCAAAACCAAUAUCAGCCGUCCUCCCCCUACCAGCUCUCAUCCCCGUCGUCCUACAAUCCGCAGCAUUUUGCAAGGUCGCAGUCGACGUCUUUACCAUAUCAUCCUGCCCAGCAGCCUCAAUAUUCCAAUCUCAUCCAACCUAGCAGCUCCCUGACCCAACAGGCUCUGCGGCAGUCCACGACCAACUACACCCCCCAAGCAUAUAAUCCAGCCGCCUAUGCGAGCACAGCGGUUCCCCAAAGGAAUGCGACAUACCACGGUUACAACAACUACUCUUCGCAUUACGCGCCGUCGCAGGCGGCAUAUGGCUCGCCCAGUACUGCAUACUCACCUGCCUUUCCAAGUUCAAGCCAAGCGACUACGCCUGCCACACCCCAGUACGAGAACCCAUUGCCGAGCCCACCGCUCCACAAUGUGUCGUCAUCUUCCCAAGUUUCGAGUUACGAUCCGUCUGCCUACUCCCCCUCUUACAAUAGCACUCCCUACGGCACGUAUUCACCGAACACCAACAGUCCCGCCCUCACCACCCCUUACUCUGCAGCGAGCGAUUCCGCGCCGUAUCCCCACGUCUCACAAAUGCCUGCUGGACCCGGUUAUUCUGUGAACGAUCCAACUUCGUUUUACAAUAGGACUUCUCGAUCAAACUCCCGCACCUCGCAGCUGCCAUCUCCGCCGCCGCAAUCAUCUUCGGGCAUCCAGCGACAUCCCACAAAUGCUCCCCUUCCAAGCCGGCCCAUCGACGCGCAUCAGGAUGGGCUGCUCUGGAAUUCAAAUGGUGCUGCGAGAGAUGACGAUUUAACUGAUGAACUACUAGCCCAAGAUACGAUUAUCCAGGACAUUGAGGCAGAAUUGGGGGGAUCUGUACGUCGCGACCGGCCUACGCCAAUUAACGGAGCCCAAUUAUCAGACGAAGAUAUAGAACACCUUCGGCAAUACGAUCCCAAUACUCCCACAUCUGAUCCAACCCGGGCAUCAACUUCCGUUCAGGUACAAUCUUCGGCAUCGAAUGUUCGCUACCCGUAUCGACUCGAGGAAGAAAGUGAUCCUGAGGGGACGGCAGGUGUGUUGGCUAUGCAGCAAGCCGAGAUGGAAGACCGAAGGUUUAGUGGUGCUCCAUACCCGCAUGCGGACCUGAUACCGGUACCCUCGGAUCACGGUGGGAGGAGGCAGGAUGACGAAGAAAGUAGCGACAGUGAUUUUGGAGGCAUGGACCUUGGCUUGUUCAGUGGGGGCUAUGCAGGCAACCUCACGUACGGAAACGAUGUUGGCUUGACAGACGAUAGACCAUUACCUGCUCUUCCCUCGUAUGGCUUGUUCGGAGGCUAUGAAGGCCAGGGGGGCCCUGCCCAGGCUUUGCCACAGGCAGAUAUGGACUACCCCGGAGCCGGCGGGCUCCAGCCUGCCAGCUCGUACCGUCCGCCAGCGGAAGAUGGAGAGGAACAGGCCUCGCUGCAUUCAAGGCAGAGCGGGAGCGAAUCGCCAUACAAGGACGACUAUCCCGAUAUCUUCUACCACCCUGGUUUAUCAAACCGGCCAUUACCCGCUUUGCCGAUGCUUGACACACUAUCACUUCAGCCAGCCGCGACCACUAGCCAAGGCCAAUAUCAGCAGGAUCAAUCAUGGGGUUUGGACUCCCGUGGACAAGGCCAGGAGGGUCUGGAGGUAUAUAAUGCUCUAUCCGGACCGGCGCACACCCAGGUCGAAAGAUCCAUCUCACUCACUAGCCACACCACCACCCCACCCGUCCAGACUCCAUCUCGUUCUAGGACCGAUGCCGCAGAGGAAAGAAGGCGACAGUAUCGCCAAGCCCAACACGGGAAACAAAACUCGGCCUCUUUCGACUACGAAACCGGUUCUGCUGUUACUUACGACAUGAUAACACUACCCACGGGCCGCAAACGCAAGUUCCUCCCCUCGAAGCUGACCUCUCAGGAUCUCAAGCGAUGCGCCGAACCCUGGGCUCUUAGCAGCAUUGCCAAUUGGAUGCGGGAAAUGACAGAAGGCGAGCCUGACCUGAAAAAGAAGACGAUUGAGGAAGGCCUUAUCAAGUUGUUCACGAGCAAAGUUCCAACAAUGAAUGUUGCCGAUGCCGAGACACUCUCUGCUCGAGUGGUGACCAUGAUGCUGGAAUCCGGUAUCCUGGUGCCCGAGGAGGAAUGGGUGAAGUUCGCACCGGGGUCGAUAUCUGGUGUUCUGUGGCAGCUGUCAGCCUCAGGUUGCUAUGCGCCUAAACUACACGAGUGUGAAUCUCCGGGCCGUUGCUAUUCGUACCAUUGCACUCGCACGUUAAAGAAGGCGAAUCUCGAUGAUCUGUUGGCCGAGGACUCGGUGAAACAAGAAGAUUGGGCGACGUUCUUUAAGCUCACUAAGGAAAGCAUCGAGGGCAAACACAAGAAGGAGAUUGAACGGCAGAAUGUGCUUCACGAGAUCGUCACGAGUGAGGAGGGCUACAUGAACCAACUCGAAGUGUUGAGGGUACUCUAUAGAGAUCGUCUGCGCACUCUUCAGCCGCCCAUCAUUGCACCUGCCAAGAUCGACAAGUUCCUCAAGACCGUUUUCGGGAAAGUCGAUGGUGUCCAAGAAACCAACAAAGACCACUUACUUGCACAGCUUAAAUACCGUCAACAAGAGCAGGGCCCAUGGAUUGUCGGUUUUAGUGAUCUAUUCCGCGAGUGGAUUCGAAAAGCACGGGAUGUCUAUAUCGAAUACGCAUCAUCCUACCCGUACGCAACGUUCUUGGUUAGGCGGGAAGCCGACCGUAACAUUCUCUUCAGGCAGUUCCUUGAGCAAGUACGAAAUCAUAAACGCUCAGAACGCCUGGACUGGACCCAUUUCCUCAAGACUCCCAUUACGCGCCUGCAGCGGUACAGUUUCCUUCUCACUACUGUGGAGAAGAACAUGCUGCAGGAUAGUGAAGAAAAGACGAAUCUCACCAAGGCCAUUCAAGAGAUUCACGCAGUAACACUGGAAUGCGAUCAGAGGGUGGCAGAGAUGCAAAAGAAGGUUGAGAUGAUGGAGCUUAGCUCGAUGCUCGUGCUUAGGCCAGGUUUCCAAGCUAUGCUUCACCUCGAUCACUUGGGACGGGAGCUAUUAUUCCAGGGCGAUCUUCAACGGAUGGGCUCCAAGGGUGUCAGAUGGGUAGAGACGCAUGCUCUCCUGUUUGACCAUUACCUCAUCCUGGCAAAGACUGUUAGUCUGAAGGACGGACGAGGGGAGAAGAAAUAUGACGUUUCAAAAGAGCCCAUACCGAUGCCUCUCCUGUGUCUUGAAAGCACCAACGACGAUGCUGUGGCGAAGCAAAACCGUAUUGCGGCCCCACUAGGUCGAACUACAACCUCCGUCUCCGACACCAAGCUCAACAAGAUAGCCACCAAUGGCAGUGACAGGCCUGGCCUCGAACCGACCUCUUCGGCGACGACCGUGCCUCGACUAGGUCAGCCUCUGGCGACUGACCCCGAGGGCCGUAUCAUGUAUCCUUUCCGAAUCAAGCAUCUGGGCCACGACAUGUACACUCUGUACGCGCCCACGCCCCAGGUCAGACAGGAUUGGUGCAACAAGAUCAUAGAGGCAAAGACCCGUCAUGCAAAGGCGCUAUUCUCGCAGAACGCCGAACCGUUCAGGCUGCGCGUGCUCGCUGACAGCGCGUUCGCGUACGAUGGAAUAGCAGCCAUAGGGAAGCAACCAGGCGUCCCCAUCGAGGGAACUCCACUUGACCGGGCGAUAAGAGACCUCGAGUCGGUGUAUGGCCCAGGGCGAGGCCCACCUCCCGUUUGCCGAGCCCAGGUGAAUUGUGCGACCGGAUUCUCGGCGUAUGGAAAGUCCAUUAUCGCGAUCGGUACAGAUUACGGCGUGUUUAUAUCCGAUGCUACGGAUCCCCGUGGCUGGCAGAGAACUGUACCCGCUCAGCGCGUCACACAAAUCGCUGUGCUAGAAGAGUUCUCUGUAUGUUUAAUCAUCGCCGACCGAUCCCUGAUCUCUUAUCCACUGGAUGUUGUUGCUCCCGUGUCCAACUUCCCGGCGCCACUGCAUGACAAUCCUCGUCGGGCGCCUCAGCGCCUUGCCAAGGAUGUCUCCUUCUUUGCGGCUGCACGCAUGAAGGAGCGUAUGCUUGUCUUUUACAAGAGAAAAGAAGGUGUCCACAAUACCUUCUUCAAGGUUCUAGAGCCCGUCUUCCACCGGACCACGGAGAAGAAGUCUAGGUGGCUUGGCAGCAGCCGGAAGUCGGGAUCUACGGAGUCAUUCCGCGACUACGACGAGUUCUUCUUCCCAACUGAGUGUUAUUCUUUGAACCUGUUCCAGACGUACAUUGCGGUGGCCACCUCCAAGGGCUUCGAGCUUUUGACGCUCGACAAGAAGCAACCGAUGUCCAUCCCCGACGUCAAGCAACCCUCCAUCGCCAACAUCGCCAGCCGCAUCCGCGACCAGAAGCCGCUGGGCAUGUUCCGUCUCAACGACCAAGAGUUCCUCCUCGCAUAUGAGGACUGCGCCGUCUACGUAGACAAGCAUGGCGACGUCAGCCGCACGCUCAUCAUGGAAUACUCGGGCAAGCAGAAGAAGGCGAAGGGCGCCACGCUCUGCGGGCAGUACCUCGUCCUUUUCAACGACGACUACGUCGAGGUCCGCAACGCCGAGAAUGGACGUUUGAGGCAGAUCAUUGCGGGCCGCGAUGUUAGGUGUUUGGAUUACGGCGCGCGGGGUCCUACUGGAACGACCUCUGCGCUGGGCGGGAUCCCUUCCUCUUCGUCUGGGCAGAUUGAUUCGAAGACGACGGUAAAGAUUGGGAUGACCCAUCCCGAGAUUCCGGGGAUGCAAAUCGUGUUGGAGAUGCUGCUCAACGACGGACAUCUUGAGAAGUAG